Molecule: messenger RNA, 963 nt
Organism: Fusarium mangiferae
Lineage: Eukaryota; Fungi; Ascomycota; Sordariomycetes; Hypocreales; Nectriaceae
Exons: 2
Coding region: 1-963 (320 amino acids)
Biological process (GO): oxaloacetate metabolic process
Molecular function (GO): magnesium ion binding; catalytic activity
Source: RefSeq, a predicted model, not a curated record
AUGGCUGCCCGGUCUCCAUCCAUUAUCCGCCGCUCUUUGCUCUAUGUGCCAGGCUCAUCGCAAAAGAUGCUCACCAAGUCUCUCGGUCUCAAAUCAGACAACGUAACUUAUGACUUGGAAGACUCGGUUACACCCUCUCUCAAAGACACAGCCCGCAAUCAACUGCGCGAGCACAUCUCCAACCUCAAAGCUCGGCCUUCUGGCAUUUCUGAGCUGGCCGUUCGCAUCAACGCUGUUUCCACCCCCUUUGCUCUCUCAGACUUGACCACACUCGCGCCACUGUCUCAUGUUGACGCUGUCGUGGUUCCCAAAGUCAAUUCUGCGGCUGACCUGACCUUUGUUACUGAUGUUCUCCGACAUGUCGCUCCAGAACGCCACACUGCCGAGGCAGAUAACCCAAUAAAGAUAAUAGCUCUUAUCGAGUCAGCUCGCUCCAUCAUGGACUUGGCCCAGAUAUCAAAGUCAUCUCCCUACCUGAGUGGCUUCAUCUUCGCAGCCGAGGAUUUCGCCCUUGAUCUCUCGCUGACAAGAACCCCGUCUCUGACCGAGUUUCUCUACGCCAGAUCUGCCAUAGUCACCGCAGCCCGGGCAGCCGGAUUGCCAAGUGCAAUUGAUCUAGUUUGCACCUCCUAUAAGGGAGAGCAGGGGCUAAAAACUCUCGAGGAGGAGUGUGCUGGAGGAAAAUCCAUUGGCUUCAACGGAAAGCAGUGCAUACACCCAAGCCAGGUCGAAGUCGUCCAGCGUAUGUUCGCUCCGGAUAAGAAGGAGGUUGAAUGGGCUAUUAGGAUCUCCAUCGCUGAUGAGAAGGCUUCGGCGUCCGGUCGAGGCGCCUGGACCCUAGAUGGUAAAAUGAUUGAUGCCCCCGUUGUUGGCAAAGCUGGUGCUGUCAUUGUCAAAGCAGAACAGUGUGGCAUUGAUGUUCAGUCCUUAAGAAACAAAUGGAAGGAUCAAGAGCCUGAGUAA